AUGGCAAGAAAGUCAAAGAGUGUUACAGAUGAUGCAUUCAACGAACUCUUCAAACCCGAAUACAAAGGUAAACGCUUAACUGACGAAAUUAAUACCGCUGAGGAUAAGUGGAAUUUGUUGCCUGCAUUUUUAAAAAUCAAGGGUUUGGUCAAACAACAUCUAGAUUCUUUCAACUACUUUGUUGAUGUUGACUUGAAAAAGAUCUUGAAAGCAAAUUCACUAGUGUUGUCUGAUGUGGAUCCUGAUUUCUAUGUAAAGUACAUUGACAUAAGAGUCGGCCACAAGUCUACGUCACCACCAGGUACCAAGGAAGUGAUAUUACCACCUCACGAAUGUAGGCUACGAGAUUUGACCUAUAGUGCUCCAAUCUAUGUCGACGUUGAAUAUACAAGAGGGAGAAAAAUCAUAAGGCAUUACGACUUGGAAAUUGGGAGAAUGCCGAUAAUGUUGAGAUCAAAUAAAUGUAUGUUGGAUGGAAUGGAUGACAAAAUGAUGGCCCAAGUUGAUGAAUGUCCUCUCGACCCAGGGGGAUAUUUUAUAGUCAAUGGUACCGAAAAGGUUAUCUUGGUGCAGGAACAAUUAUCAAAGAAUAGAAUCAUUGUUGAAGCCGAUGAGAAGAAGGGUAUAGUUCAAGCUUCCGUAACGUCUUCCACUCAUGAGCGUAAAUCAAAAACAUAUGUGAUAACCAAGAACGACAAAAUCUACCUCAAACACAACUCCAUCAGUGAAGAUAUUCCUAUUGUGAUUGUUUUAAAGGCAGCGGGGGUCACCUCGGAUUUGGAAAUUUUACAACUUGUUUGCGGGUCCAACUCCAACUACCAAGAUUUAUUUGUGGUCAAUUUUGAGGAAGCUGCGAAACUAGAGGUGUUUACUCAGCAACAAGCCCUACUUUAUUUGGGAAAGAGGGUAAAGACCAUUAGGAGAGCUGGUGCACCCAAAUUAUCCCAACUACAAGAAGGUAUAGAGGCCAUUGCAACUACCAUAAUUGCGCAUUUGACAGUUGUUGACUUGCAAUUUAGGGAAAAGGCUUUGUAUAUGGCAGUUAUGGCGAGACGUGUUAUUAUGGCCAUGCACAAUCCCAAAAUGGUAGAUGAUCGUGAUUAUGUUGGUAACAAAAGGUUGGAACUUGCUGGACAGCUAAUGUCCUUACUUUUCGAGGAUUUGUUCAAAAAAUUCAACUCGGACUUUAAAGCAAAUAUUGACAAAAUUUUAAAGAAACCUAGCCGUACGUCUGAGUUUGAUGCCCUCUUGUCAAUAAACAUUCACUCCAACAACAUUACCAUGGGUCUCAAUAGAGCAAUUUCCACGGGUAAUUGGUCUUUGAAACGUUUCAAGAUGGAAAGAGCAGGUGUCACUCAUGUUUUAUCCAGAUUGUCAUACAUAUCAGCUUUGGGGAUGAUGACUCGUAUUUCAUCACAGUUUGAAAAGUCGAGAAAAGUAUCGGGUCCUCGUGCAUUGCAGCCAUCUCAGUUUGGAAUGCUUUGUACAGCUGAUACGCCUGAAGGUGAGGCUUGUGGUUUGGUCAAAAAUUUAGCAUUGAUGACUCAUAUCACCACCGACGAUGAAGAAAAUCCCAUCAAGAAGUUGUGUACAGCUCUUGGUUGUGAAUCAAUUUUGGGAUUAGACUCAGCUACAUUGCACGUUGAGGGAAACUUUGGGAUUUAUCUCAAUGGUACUUUGCUAGGCACUACUAGGUUUCCAGUGAAGUUUGUAACUGAUUUCCGCCGAUUAAGAAGGGCUGGAAAAGUUUCUGCCUUUGUGAGUAUUUAUACUAAUUCACACCAACAAGCUGUUCAUAUUGCUACGGAUGGUGGAAGAAUUUGUCGGCCUUUGAUUAUUGUGGAGAACAACAAAUCUAAAGUAGAAGCAAAGCAUUUGACUAAAUUGUUGAAUGGUGAGUGGGAAUUCGAUGACUUUUUGAAAGAGGGAUUGGUUGAGUAUCUUGAUGUGAAUGAGGAAAACGACUCAUUGAUUGCGUUGUAUGAAAAGGACAUUGGUGAAAAUCCUAAUGCCACAGUGACCCACUUGGAGAUUGAGCCAUUCACUGUGCUUGGGGCUGUCGCCGGUUUGAUUCCUUAUCCACACCACAACCAAUCGCCAAGAAAUACUUAUCAAUGUGCGAUGGGUAAACAAGCUAUAGGUGCUAUUGCUUACAACCAGUUUAGGAGGAUUGAUACUUUGCUUUACUUUAUGGUUUAUCCACAACAACCAAUGGUUAAAACCAAAACCAUUGAACUUAUCAACUACGAUAAACUACCAGCCGGUCAAAAUGCUACUGUUGCGGUUAUGUCCUACUCAGGCUACGAUAUUGAAGAUGCUUUGGUGCUUAACAAGUCCUCUUUGGACAGAGGAUUUGGAAGAUGUCAAGUUGUUAGAAAAAACACCGUGCAAUUGAAAAAAUACCCAAACCAUACUAAAGAUAUCUUGUCCGGUAUGAGGGUGGAUGAAAAUGAUGAGCCCAUUUUCCCACAUCGGGCCUUGGGCCCAGACGGUCUAGGUGAGGUUGGUAGUAGAAUCGAAAAUGGGCAAGUGUAUGCCAACAAAUGUGUUCCCACAAACUCUGGUGACUCGAGCUUGGGGCAACCUCAGCAAGUGGAAAAUCAUCGAGAAGCUCCAUUAUUCUACAAAGGGCCAGAGCCUUCCUAUGUUGAUCAGGUCAUGAUGUCGGUUAGCGACAAUGACCAAGCAUUGAUCAAGGUAUUACUUCGACAAACUAGAAGACCAGAGUUGGGAGAUAAAUUCUCAUCAAGACAUGGGCAGAAAGGUGUUUGCGGAAUUAUUGUGCAACAAGAGGAUUUACCAUUCAAUGAUGACGGAAUAUCCCCGGAUAUCAUUAUGAACCCACAUGGUUUCCCAUCUCGUAUGACUGUUGGUAAGAUGAUUGAAUUGAUAUCAGGAAAGGCUGGUGUAUUGAAUGGAUCAUUAGAGUACGGUACAUGUUUUGGUGGAUCAAAAUUGGAGGAGAUGUCGAAAAUCCUUGUUGAAAAGGGGUUUUCAUAUUCUGGUAAGGAUAUGUUGUACUCGGGGAUCACAGGAGAGUGUUUACAAGCAUACAUAUUCUUUGGUCCCAUUUAUUACCAAAAAUUGAAGCACAUGGUGUUGGACAAGAUGCAUGCCAGAGCAAGGGGCCCAAGGGCCGUGUUGACAAGACAGCCAACUGAAGGUAGAUCCAGAGAUGGUGGUUUAAGAUUGGGAGAAAUGGAGAGAGAUUGUGUUAUCGCUUAUGGUGCUUCCCAGCUUCUUCUAGAAAGAUUGAUGAUAUCUUCAGAUGCUUUUGAGGUUGAUGUUUGUAACAAAUGUGGGUUGAUGGGUUACAACUCGUGGUGUACGACAUGCAAAAGCGCCGAAAACAUUAUAAAAAUGACAAUUCCUUAUGCAGCUAAAUUAUUGUUCCAAGAAUUACUUUCGAUGAAUAUUGCACCGCGGUUGAGAUUAGGGGAUGUUUUUUAG
Lodderomyces parapsilosis is the source of this 3450-nucleotide messenger RNA. Its product is annotated as DNA-directed RNA polymerase III core subunit. The transcript has a single exon. Gene Ontology annotation, molecular function: ribonucleoside binding; DNA binding; DNA-directed RNA polymerase activity. Lineage: Eukaryota; Fungi; Ascomycota; Pichiomycetes; Serinales; Debaryomycetaceae. The record is from RefSeq and is a predicted model, not a curated record. Gene Ontology annotation, cellular component: RNA polymerase III complex. Bases 1 to 3450 code for a protein of 1149 amino acids. Gene Ontology annotation, biological process: DNA-templated transcription.